AUGGCGGACUUCCUACCAGAUUCGGCACAGGACUCACUGUCAACCUCUGAAGACGAUGACAUGGGCUUUGUAACAAUGCCGAACCCACCUAGCAGGGGCAAGGCAGUGCCUACAAAACAAUCCAAUCCCCCCCUGGCUACUAAAGCAGAUCUAGCCAACAGAUCUGGCCUCAAGGCCUUUUUCUCCUCUGAGGUGGCUGUGCUGAAAGAGGACAUUAGAAACCUAACAGGCCACAUGCGGGCUACAGAGGAAGAGGUCCACGACCUAAGAGUCAAACAAGACACCUCUUCAUCCCAAAUACAGGAACUCUCCAGUACCUGCUCACAACUAAAUGCCAAGGUGGGGCGAUUGGAGGACGCGAUGCGGCAACGCAAUCUGAAGGUACGGGGGAUACCUGAUGCCAUAAAUGCAGCUGCACUACCUCAGUAUAUUAGGAGGCUAUUUUCCAGUACUCUAACGCCCAAACAAGCUAAGGGACUGUCCAUGGAGGGAAUUUACUGCAUACCAGGGGAUACUCGUGCUGCAACCCCAGCCACCAGAGAUGUUAUCCUGUGCUUUAAGUCAUGGAGCGACAAGGCGCUACAAUGGCGGGCAUCCCUCAAAGGAGUAACCUCCAAACUGCGAGCAGUGUUUGUCCCAUAUAGGUGGGGCCACCCGAAAGCCCUCAUAGCUGAGAAAGACUACCACCGAUUUUGGCUGACAUCGGCGACGGAAGCCACCUCUUUCCUGUAA
Molecule: messenger RNA, 732 nt
Organism: Pelobates cultripes (western spadefoot toad)
Lineage: Eukaryota; Metazoa; Chordata; Amphibia; Anura; Pelobatidae
Source: the annotation of a GenBank genome assembly